AUGUCAGACGAUAAGUCCCAGGUUAAAAUUAGAUUCUUUACCCGUGAGAAGGAUGAAUCCUUACAGGUUCAGGAUACUCCUAUGUAUGUUCCAAUUCAAUUGAAAAGAUAUGGUCUGUCUGAAAUUGUCAAUCAUCUGUUAUCCGGCGAACGUUCUGAUGAAGAUGUAGCUACCACUCCAUUUGAUUUUUUAAUUGAUGGGCAAUUAUUACGUUCUUCUCUAGAUGACUAUUUAGUAAAAAAUGGUCUAUCUUCAGAAGUAGCAUUAGACAUUGAAUAUACUAGAGCUGUUCUACCACCUUCCUAUCUUUCAAGUUUUUCAAAUGAAGAUUGGAUCAGUUCUAUCGAUGUUACUUCAGGUGUCGAAGUUCCACAAAGAUCCAUUAUUACAGGUUCUUACGAUGGGAUUGUGCGAACCUGGAAUCUAAGUGGUCAAGUUGAAAAGAUGUACAGUGGCCAUUCAGCUCCCAUUAGAGCUGUGAAAUUUGUUUCCAAUACUAGAAUUGUAUCCGCAGGUAAUGAUCGUACUUUACGUAUAUGGAAGACUAAAAAUUCACCAGUCGGCUCCAUCAAUGGUGGUGAAGAUGCUGAUGAUGAAUUAUCUGUUGAAGAAGGUAAAACAUUAGCUAUCCUAGAAGGUCACAGUGCACCAGUUGUAUCCUUAGAUGUCUCCACAGAGACUUCUAGAAUCAUUUCAGCUUCCUAUGAUAAAUCUAUCGGUCUUUGGUCUACAGAUUAUAAAGCCAUGAAUGCCGUUGAUCCAAUGGAAGAAUUAAAUAAAUCUACAAACAAUAAAGUUUCUACAGCAGCCAAGAAGAGAAGAAAGUUGGCUCUAAAGGAUGGUUCAAUUAGAAGAAGAGCACCAUUAUCACUUUUGGAAUCUCAUACAGCUCCCGUAGAACAAGCUAUAUUUGAUCUCAAUGAUAACACAGUAGGUUACUCUGUAUCUCAAGAUCACACUAUUAAGACUUGGGAUCUUGUCACCGCUCGUUGUGUAGACACCAAGACUACUUCUUACUCAUUAUUGAGUAUUGCCCAAUUAAGCUCUCUAGGGCUAUUGGCUUGUGGUUCAAGUGCUAGACAUAUUACAUUGCACGACCCUCGUGCAGAUUCCAGUUCUUCCAAGAUUACACAACAACAAUUAAUUGGCCACAAGAACUUUGUUGUCUCUUUGGAUACUUGUCCUGAGAAUGAAUACAUGCUAUGUUCCGGUUCUCAUGAUGGUACUGUUAAGGUAUGGGAUGUAAGAGCUACUGCCCCAAUGUAUACUAUUACAAGGGAAAAUGGCGAAACUAAAGAUAAGGUAUUUGCGGUUAAAUGGGCAGAGAAAGUAGGUAUUAUUAGUGGUGGUGAGGACAAGAAAGUGCAAAUAAAUAAGGGUGAUAAUAUUUUUAAGAGUGAACAAUAA
Molecule: messenger RNA, 1407 nt
Organism: Maudiozyma saulgeensis
Lineage: Eukaryota; Fungi; Ascomycota; Saccharomycetes; Saccharomycetales; Saccharomycetaceae
Source: the annotation of a GenBank genome assembly